This is a messenger RNA of Camponotus floridanus (Florida carpenter ant), 678 nucleotides long. Its product is annotated as proto-oncogene tyrosine-protein kinase ROS-like. Bases 1 to 678 code for a protein of 225 amino acids. The transcript has 3 exons. Gene Ontology annotation, cellular component: signaling receptor complex. Gene Ontology annotation, biological process: cell surface receptor protein tyrosine kinase signaling pathway; multicellular organism development; positive regulation of kinase activity. Gene Ontology annotation, molecular function: transmembrane receptor protein tyrosine kinase activity; ATP binding. The record is from RefSeq and is a predicted model, not a curated record. NCBI's taxonomy places the organism in Eukaryota, Metazoa, Arthropoda, Insecta, Hymenoptera, Formicidae.
AUGGCAGUAGUUUAUUGGAUGCCACCCAAGAAAGUGAACUGCGUGGCCUUACGAAGUGCAUUGGAAGACAGUUACAUCAUGUGUCGUCAACACAGAGAUAAUAAUGAACAAUUUCUGUCUUCAACAAUGAUCGAUACAGAAAUGGAGAUUCUAUAUAAAGAAUCCUGCCAAAAUACUAAAUUCGAUAUGAUUUACAGUCCUUUGUUACAUUAUAAUCCGGAUGAAUGUGCGACAACUAAAAUCGCAUGUAAACAAAUUACAUUUACAAAACUUAUUGGUAGCGGCGCAUUCGGAAUGGUGUUUCAAGGAAAGGUGAAGAACUUAGAAGGAUCGGAUACAGAGAUAUCCGUUGCAAUAAAAACGCUUCGGAAAAAUGCUUCUUCCCAUGAGAAAAAGAAAUUGUUAAAGGAAGCCGAGCUUAUGAAUCAUUUUCGACAUGAACAUAUAUUAAGAUUGUUGGCCGUUUGUAUAGAAGAGGAUUCUCCGUUACUAGUGUUGGAAUUGAUGGAAACUGGUGAUCUGUUAAAAUAUUUGAGAGAUUGUCGAAAUUUGAAAGCGUCAGAUUCGCAUGCUCUGCGUUUACAGGAUUUGCUCGCAAUGUGCGAAGAUGUUGCGCGAGGUUGUUGCUACUUGGAAGAGUUGCGUUUCAUGCAUAGAGAUCUAGCGUGUCGCAAUUGA